AUGUCGCCAUUAGCUCUUAAAACGUCAAUCAUUCAAUGGUGCUUAAAGGAAACGACACCUCCAUCCCAAAUCAUCCAUGUUGAGGAAACAAAUAAAGUUUUUGCCGCACCACCACCAUCGUCACAAGUUGCUAAAGUACCAAUGACAGAUAAGGAAUGUGAAACUGUAAUGAACUUAUCGAUGUUUGACGCAGAUGUCCAGGUUGGUAUAACCUCACCGCCGACACCACUCAAAAUAGGAAAGAAACUACAAGUUUGUCCGGCACCCUAUAGCAUUUUGAGCGUUCAAACCAGGGAAGAGACUCCUUCUGUGAUCGUAAAACCAGUUGCACUAGGAAAGAAACUUCAGGUAUCCCCCCCACCACUUGAGAUAUCAAGUGUUCAAUCAACCCUCCAAGUAGAAAGCGUCCCACAGCCGCCUAUAGUUAAAACCGAGGAACCCCGUAUAGUCUUCGCAGCCCCUCCUUCUCCUCCAACAGUGACAAUGGUAGAUGCAGAAAUUGACGCCCUUGAAUUAGGGCAAUUAUUUGGCGCUUCAACACAGUCAAGUCCUGUAACGUUUGCGGAUACAAUGAAGCCACCGGAGAAACCACUCACCUGCGGGAAAAAAUUGCAGGUUGACCUACGCGCUGAUUUAGUUGAGAGUAAUGUUCAGACGGCUGCCAUAGUGAAACUAGAAGUUGUCCGUGUUCAAACAGAAACCGAGCCAACAAGAAGGUCCAUAACAAACAGCAUGUCUACUCAAGCGAACAAUGUACAGCAGCCUGAAACACCAGCUACAUAUGGCAAGAAAAUGCAAGUUGAUUUGCGUCCGCCAAUGGACGAGAAGUCGGCACAAAUAGAGCUCCCGUACUCUCUUAAAAUGACUUCUGUGCAAACUGAAAUGGCCGCUCCAACACCAGUGAUGAUACCACAACCAGUAAAGGUGUCUCAGUCACUAUACUCGGCUCCACCAAGGCCUAAUACUGAAGAUCGAGGUAUCGAUGCAAAACCUUUACCACUAAUGAGCAUCACUGUAACUCAAGCCGAUGCACCAAGCCCGACCAUUUCCCACGUCCAGUCUACGUUUCAUCAGCCCGAGCUCACAGUAUCCAAAGUCCAAAUGUGCGAUUUUGACUGUAAUCCCUUGUCAACACUGACGAGUAAUAUGACCACACAAUCGGAAGAGGUGAUGAAAUUUGCUAAAAAAAUGCAGGUGAAACCGCCGGCAAUGGAGAUCGGAAUAAGCCAAACGACCUGGCAAGAGGUGGAUGUUCCUCCAAUAAUCGGAGUGAAGGAGGCACCGAUGGUUAGGUCUGCACCGCCGCUGCCGACGCAAGUUUCAAUGAAGGAUGCGGCCACCGAUCCCUUGUCAAGCAAACAAUGUACCAACGCAUUUACUCAGGUUGAACCUGUCCCUACGUAUGGAAAGAAGAUGCAAGUUGUGCCUCCAGCUCUAUGUAGCUGCACCUGUCAAGCAGUCCCAACUGAGACUUCUGCACCGUCGCCAAUCAUUAGGUCCACCGAAGAGGCCGUAAGAGUGUUUGCUGCACCGCCAGUCAAGGCGCUGACAACCGAGGAUAAGGCCUGCGAGCCGAUGUUCAAAACACCUGUGAACGACGUCUCGCUGCAAUACGAUACAUUAACUCACAAGCCACCCAGCCGCAGCGUGCGAAUUCAAAAAGGUGUUGGAGCAUUUGAAGGAAAGCGUGUAAUUGGUGUUCAGUACAACGCACCUGAGCCUCGUCGUUCACCAUUAUCACCACUGCUCUCUCGCAAUACGAGUGGAAUUGAAUGGGGUGUCCAGAUCCAGCCUACGACAUUGGUAGGAACUACACAAACCCCACCAAUGGAGACGUCCGUGGUCUUCACUACGUCCAAGCCCGAUGUGUACUCCAGAACUACUCAAGUAGACCUGGAGCAAUAUAAGCCCAUGAAGCAAGCAGAUCUCUUUUCGACUGCUCCGAUUCCGGCAAGACAGCCACAGAACCUCUUCUCCUUUGUGCGUGAAACCAAAGCAAAGGUAUCUUCACGCCGAAUAAGAUCUGGGUCACAGGGUCUGAUUCCUUACAAAACUCAAGUCUUUAGUCCCUCUAGCAGUCUUUCUUUAAGUGUGCCAGCAAUGCUCAAUGUUCAAACUGACGCUCCGAGCCCUGCUACGAUUGCUGACUGCUACGGGUACACAAAUCGCAUCGCUGCCUCACAGGUGCCUCGACGCUACAUCAGUCGCUUCAGAUCGCCUACUGUAAGAGGUUCAUAUGAUAGGAGAAACAAAUCUAUGGAAAAUAUCUACUUUAGGGGUUCCCGAACCAUGCAUCGCCAAUUCAUCAGUGAUAGUGAUCUCACUAUGGGUAACAGACGGAUGCUGCAGCAAAUGGAAUUGGAGGAGCGAUGUGAAGAGUGCAUUACCCAGUGUGUGCGCCUGAUAGGUUACGAAAAAGCAGCCCAAAUGCUGAUGGAUGCAAGGUUUUGUACGGAAUUCGGCCAGCACGGAGAUUUGGAAGGCGACAGCAGAAGAAGACAUCUCCAGAAUGCCCGAACGCAGUACACAUCGACAACGACAAUCUCAUGUCCUUACUGCUGUCAAGCCAGUGUGCGGGAAGGCGAAGGUAGGACACGGUGGCCUUCCGGUGCAGGCGAGGAGGAGUUUUAUAGUGGGGAAGACGGAUAUGAGUGGGACUCGAUGCAAUCUUCUUAUGGUUCCGCAAAGCACGGCAGCUAUAGGUGGGUCUCGAGGACUCCCGUCAUCAGAGUUAUGCAAACAGAACCAACGAGUGAUGCUGUGGAUAUGCUGAUGAAGAAUCGAGCACUGAGCGCUUACUGUAGUGACUAUGAGCUGCAGCAGAGUGGAAUAAAUGCAAAUUUCGAGGAGAAUGCAGCCUUUACCUUUGUGGCCUGGAAGACAGAUCAACAGGGUGAGGACAAAUUGGAAUUGGACACUGUGGGCAACCUCCUUAGGCUCACCCUGGUCGGAGCUCGUGUGCCAGGAACAGGUGAGGUGAUUUCUGCUGCUGAUGCCUUCUACCGCAGUAUCCUGCGUGUUAUCUACAUGGACGAUGAACGUGGUGUCAUUAUGCCCCUUACAACUGCAAUCAAUGCUAAUGCAGUGAUAGUUGAGAAGCGCUUCUCUACGGGCGUUGGUAUUGCCUUCCACCAUUCCCCUCGUAAGUAUCCCGUUGAAUGCACAGCCGUAUGGCAGACUCCCAACAUGCGCCGACGAACAUACCGCGUUAAUUACAUCCGCUUGAGUGACAAAGAACGCAUUCCAGUCAGCAGGGCAUUGGAGCAAGGCAUAAUUGACAAGUAUAGUGGUGAGAUCGUCGGUGUGCGGACACUACCAAAGGCAGAAAUGGGGGAUCCCCUCCUUCAGAUGCGAGAAUCCAGUGUUGGCACUGGUGAUACUAUGGCUCGCAAACAACAUCCCGAGAGGUUCAAUAUUCGUGAGGCCAUUCUGAAUGACAUUGUCAGCGUGGAUCUCAUUCAGCCGGAAAUCAUUCUUCUGCCCAGUUCCGAGGCGGACACCGCAACACACAGUCGACGACGUGAGGGAAGCGUCUCACCCAGUACAGAAAGCAAUUCGGAUUUGGAGGUCUAG
Molecule: messenger RNA, 3573 nt
Organism: Echinococcus granulosus
Lineage: Eukaryota; Metazoa; Platyhelminthes; Cestoda; Cyclophyllidea; Taeniidae
Exons: 1
Coding region: 1-3573 (1190 amino acids)
Source: RefSeq, a predicted model, not a curated record